Molecule: messenger RNA, 231 nt
Organism: Parastagonospora nodorum SN15
Lineage: Eukaryota; Fungi; Ascomycota; Dothideomycetes; Pleosporales; Phaeosphaeriaceae
Exons: 2
Coding region: 1-231 (76 amino acids)
Source: RefSeq, a predicted model, not a curated record
AUGGCUGUCAUUCCUCCGUCUGGUGGUGGGCCAGGGUCGAUCCAAGAAGAUGCCGCAGAUCUCCUUGUGAGCACUCUCGCGAGCACAGGCUCGUACUGCGGCUGCUUCUUUUCUGCAUCCGAAUCCUCUCUUUCUUCGACAGUCUGUUCGAUUGUGUCAUCGCGAGGGCUUGGCGGUGGCCUCGAAUCGCUUUGCCUGGGAAUAGCGCCCUCAGAAUCGAGCGCACCAUGA